Molecule: messenger RNA, 1090 nt
Organism: Microdochium trichocladiopsis
Lineage: Eukaryota; Fungi; Ascomycota; Sordariomycetes; Xylariales; Microdochiaceae
Exons: 1
Coding region: 238-996 (252 amino acids)
Source: RefSeq, a predicted model, not a curated record
AGCCGACUGGCGAUAACUUCGCUGUCGGCUUUUAGAAUGGAAGCACGGGGGAAUCAUAUCUCACGCAUGCCGAACACGUCUCUUGAGUGUGAUAUAUAUCUGUUCCAUUUUCUAGUCAUUCCGGCUGUAUAAUGUGUAGAGAAUUGCAACCAUUUGUAGUUUUACGGAUCCUGUUCUUCCUGUGUCGAUUUUAGGAUUUACAUUUCAACUCCAAGAUAAUCUGUACAACCCCCCAACAUGCCUCACGCGGUACACGGACAGCCUGAGUCGCGUCGUCGGGCUUCUGACAAAGCGACGAAAACAACAGCACGCAAUAAAAAGACCAACUCAUCGCUCCAACAACAAUAUGAGAAUCUCCGCACCAUGUUCGACGAUUCGCUGCUAUCCACAUCACUUGCAGCUAGCCUGCGCGCCAAAGUGAUCACGUCGCGAAGCCCGAUCACGCGUGCAGUCUCGCUCGGGCUGGGCAGCUUCGCAGAGCGGUCCAAGGACCAGCCGAGGCGACUCAAACAACUCGCCAUGUUCAUGGCCGCAGCGGCCCAGAUCAAUGCCCUGCAAGCCACAACCGGUGGACCCCAGCUCGAGCUCUUCGCGCAGGACCCGACAUUUACAAAGCCAGACAUCUCAUUCCUCACCUCCCUUGGCAUCCGCGUCUUGAAAACACCGUCGCCAUCGGAAAUGGGCGAGGCCCAGUCAUACAUCGACCCAAACACGCUUGUGUACAGCCCAUUCUUGACAAUUGAGGCAUACGAAGCGCUCUUGUCUGCAUGCAGUGUGAACCUGCUGCUCGGUGACGACUUUCAGGCCCUGAAGCGCAAGUUCGACAAGAACACUAGCGAUCAUCACCUGGUGGAUAGGCUAGGGAAAACACACAUGGCGGGCCUAGAGCGCCGCUCUUUAACUGGGAGUGGAUUCUGGGAUGCCGCAGAAGACCAGCCGUUCCCGAUGGCACUCUACUGGAAGCGCGAGGUUGCAGCCAGGACUUCGAAGUUGUAAAGCAGCUGCGUGACCCUGCUUUUCUAAUGUCGCAUAUGAUACCCCAUGACAGCGUAUAGAGCACUAUAUAGAACUAAUACAGCAUGAACACCAG